Molecule: messenger RNA, 1516 nt
Organism: Pisolithus orientalis
Lineage: Eukaryota; Fungi; Basidiomycota; Agaricomycetes; Boletales; Pisolithaceae
Exons: 14
Coding region: 1-1452 (483 amino acids)
Source: RefSeq, a predicted model, not a curated record
AUGACGCACGAAGAAUCAGUUGUAGCGAUCGCAAAUGGCCAUUUGUAUACUGGAAGCCGUCGUCCAUGGAUGGCACUCACGGCGUAUUGGGGAAAUCAUCGUUCACGUUCACGUUGCCUUGCCAGGGGCGGAUGCCCAACGUACUCCUUUCAGCCGCGGAACGGCAUCGGUAACACCGCUGACAUCCCUACAAUCAACUUUGCUAUUCCGAACUCCGACAGUCGCUUGCAAAUGCGGAUGACGGGCAGAGCACUUGCAUGGAUAGUCCGGAGGUAUCGGCUAGGUCAAGGAUUGUCCCACUUGUCCCUCCGCCUUCCAAGCUCUACCUCCCGAGCUUGUCCUGCUCGGAAGGGCCUGCGCGUUUUCCAGGAGUACAUGAGGUCAGGUUUAUUGGCGUCCAUUGACACGAGCAGAACCGUCGGGGGGAUGGGGGAAAGAAGGCAGGCGGGAGGAGUGGAUGGCUGGCGUGCUGAAGUUUCAAGGGCAGUUGGGAGGCUGCCAUCUGGUUUUGGGAGCGCUUUCCAGGUCAGCCACCUUUUGGCACUCACUCGUCUUGCACAAACGAGACUUGGGUUCUCCCGACUGACGCACUGCGUUUAUAAGGUCAGCUGGGAGGCCGACAUCCGAUUCCGAAGGUUGUUCUGGCUUGAUUCAUCCAUCGCUCGGAAUCUCCGAAUACGUAUCAUGCAGCCUCCAACUCCACAUCCUCCUCGUGUUCCGUGGCGCCUGCCACCUAUAAAGAAACAUGAAUAUGAUUGGAUAUUGGGCCUGCUAAUUAGGCGCUGCCGCCGGGGACACCUUGGAUGUAACACCUGCUUCCACACCGAGGCAACUGACUCUUCAGGGUCCAAGGUAAAUAUAGUCGUCGCCGCAGAGGAUCUCGUGCGAAUGCGAAAAUGUGGUCAGAUGCGCGAGAUUUGCAUUUCUCUACCUGCGAGACACGUUGGCCAAUUUGCCCUUGCUCUCAUGACUAGUUACGCCGGAGUCGUGCAAGUCGUCGGAUGUAGCGGGUUAGUAUGGGCCAGGCAACGUGAAACCAUGGGAAAGGGAUCACUUGCUACUCCUCCCCUAGAAUCGGGGAACCUGCUGAAAAACGUUUCGAGCGCCACCAGACUUCAUCACCUGCACUACGUCACAGGAAGCAACCCUGGCCCCGCCCAAUUUGCUGUGAUGCUCGCAAACUUAUUAUUCACCAGUAUGGUAUACACACAUGAACUUAGGCAACGUCUCAAGGAAUCUUGGAUCGGCGUGAUGCGGAAGGGCGGAGGUAUUGUUUUUGAUCCUAAUACUACUGUACGCGUCUCUGUGAUCAAUGUACGGUCCUGGAGCAGCUGCUCAAAGACGACCGAUGAAAACCCAAGACCGUCAACGAAGACAAUGUUUGGCAAUGAAGGCUUCUACGUAGAUCUCAACCCUAUCAUCUCAGCGGACAUGCUUGAAGAUGAGGAUUAACGUCCGACACCCGGAAAUGGCAUGCUGGGACGUACGUGAUGGUUCAAACAGCAGAUAAAGGGGU